UCAAGCUUGAAAUAUAUUCGGGCCUCUAAUGUCCCUUACGCUUGCAGGAAAAUCUGUGAUCCACAUCUGACUACGUUCGAGCCGGAGGCUCUAGGUAAUUUAGUCGAGGGAAUGGAUUUCCACAAAUUUUACUUUGAUAAUGGUAAUUACGACUCAUUUGCAUCACUCAGUCCUGGGGAAGAAUUGCAAAGCCGUGAACACGACGAUCCUGAACCCCCACGUGCACUUGCUGGGCGAGGACGCCGCGUGCAUCGCGUACGUCAGACUGACACAGUACAUGGACAAGCAAGGCGUAGCGCACACCCACCAGAGCGAGGAGAGCCGCGUGUGGCACAAGAGGGACAACAAAUGGCAGAACGUGCAUUUCCAUCGAAGCGCGGUCACAGGCCCGUCGCCGUUCACCUACAAUCACAAAACAUUUCCUGCAUGAAACACAACGUGCUCGAUGGAGAACGUUAUCAAAGAAUUCACACGGAUGAAGAGAGAAGACAGAACAAAACCAUCGUGCAACUC
Messenger RNA from Heterotrigona itama, 513 nucleotides. The record is from the annotation of a GenBank genome assembly. Lineage: Eukaryota; Metazoa; Arthropoda; Insecta; Hymenoptera; Apidae.